CUUUAACUUUCUGUUCAUGUAUAAAAGCCACGAUAUUUUGGUUACAAAAACAGUAUCCGUUGAUAUUGCGAAGGUUACAGUUAAAGGUUCCAAACGAUGCGGAAAUUAAUUAUAUUAGCCAGUUUGCUAGUAUGCUGCGUUGCAGCUCCAACAUCACAACAGUCCUCGCAUGAACACAAAGGAGAUAGUGUACUGUUACAGCGUCCGAGUCCCAUCAAUCCUGAUGUACCAAGUGACCCUAAGCCUCAUGAGAAAAUCAUUAAGAUCACGGAUCCAAAAGAGAUUAUAAAGCAUAAAAGAGAAGCUCAAGAUGACCCAUAUGAUCAUAUUUCUCGAUUUGCACCAACUGUGCACCCUGCAAGUCAAGUAGGAAAAGACGAGUCACCGGAAUCCGACCAAAAACAUAGUAAAGAAACUGAUUCUAUUCAUCGUCGGCAAAAGCGGGGAAAAGAGCAAGGUAGAGAUACAAUAAAAUCAGCUCAUAAACCAGCGUUGAAAAAGGAAAAUCCCAAGCAUUCACGCAGUAGUAACGUGCAGACACCAGCACCAGCACGUGAUUUGCCAAAAUCACGGCAGCGUCGACAAGUGGACCCACAUCUCAUUGGAGCUUCUACAGCUGGGGUGACACCUUUAAUUUAUGACGAAGACAAGAAGCCGCACGAUGCUGAAGCGCAGCCUGAAAUUACACCUGAAGAACAAGCCACACCGACAUUGGAGCCAAAUACCCAUGAAAUUGCACCAGUUAAACGUGAUAUACCAGUACCUUUAGUGCCAAAAUACCACCACCCAGAAGAGUCGCCAAAAAGCGAGGCAAUCGAUGAUUAUAAAGUUGACGUAAAGAAAAACGAACAAGAAAAACCUGACGAACAUCGCCCAAAGGAUGAUGACAGUGAGUCAUCUGAAAGCAGCGAGAGCGAUGAGGAUUCUAAAGAAACGGCGUCGCAAACAUCCACUCAAAAUUCACAGCAAAUCCAUCAGGAACUGCAUUCACAGCUUCAUGAAUCUCACAUACCUCCAACCGCAGAAGUACAUACUGAGAAGUUAGACAUUAAACCGGCAGCGGAUGUGCAGCCUGCGCAGCAGCAGCAUCAAUCCAAUGAUAAGACAGAAGAGCCAGUUUCGCCUAUUGAAGCUCCAAAUCACACACCUGGACUGGAUCAAUUAGCUAGCGUUAAACCGACUCAGAUCAUUGCUUAUGAAAGUCCGGCUAACGAGAGUGAUAUUGCCAUUAAACACCCUGUACCUGUUGCUGAGUUAUUUUCCAGGCCAAAACAGUAGAGAGGUACAUACACAUGGGGACACUGUGUUGCAUUUUCACUUUAAACGCAUACAUAGUUGAGCAUGAAUAAAACGUGUACAUAUUUAAACAUUAAACAAUAAUAA
Molecule: messenger RNA, 1383 nt
Organism: Anastrepha ludens (Mexican fruit fly)
Lineage: Eukaryota; Metazoa; Arthropoda; Insecta; Diptera; Tephritidae
Product: neurofilament heavy polypeptide
Exons: 3
Coding region: 97-1278 (393 amino acids)
Source: RefSeq, a predicted model, not a curated record